AAUGUCUAGUGAAGCAGAAGCUGUUCCUAACUAUGAGGAAAUGUUUGCUCAUCGUUUCACUGCAGCUGACAAAGAGUAUCAGGAGGUGUUGAAGUCACCAGCAGAUCCACCGCCGAUUGUAGAGGACUGGAAAAUCCGGACUGGUAGUAAUCGCAGGUCACGAGAUUUUCAACCAUACAGAAGACAGGAUGACAAUCGCAACUGGUCCACUAACCGUCAGUGGCAUGGGAGAGUCCAUGGGUACAGUCACUCUCCAGUUCACCACCAAAGGCCAUAUGAAUCUUAUAGUCAAGGCUCUAAUUCACAAUGGCAAUCCAACCACCAUCGCUACUGAGUCCAAGCUACAAAUCCAGUCACCCUGCUGUGUAUAGCACCACACUAACUGACAGCAGCUAGGGAAACAGAUUCUAAUUUUAGAGAGGUGUCUUGUUUUCAUAUUUCUUGCUAUUGGUUGCAUUGGUAGUUUGGAGGGUUGUGGAGGUAGGUAAUUGAGCAUGUAAAUCUCACCCAGAACUGCCUAGACAUGCUUUUGUGAUUCAUGGAAUAAUGUUGAAAUGUUGCCCAGCCUGAGGAGAAAAACUGCAGGUUAGGUAACAGGGUGUUUCUCUGACCAUGACUAGAGAAUGGUGUAGGGACAAACGUGGGCAAAGAGAAUGAGUAUCUACAAGAAUUAAUUUUAACAUCCAUUUUAUUUUCUCUUGAUCUAUUUAACUUGUUAGUGUUUAGGAACUGACUCAGCAGUUUUGAAAUAACAGAAUUUUCCUUGGGCAAGAUUCUGUGACGAAACAAGAUUGGGUAUCCUCCCUCAGUCAGUUUUCGCUCAUUCAGUUACCUCACCACUGAGACUAGUGGUUACCCCAAAAAAAGAUAUCAGCUCCUUUGUACUUCACAGAGCUGUUCAGCCAGUGAUAUGGCACUGUGAGGAGAAACAGAGAGAAUUGAAUCGAAGCAAGAAUUAACUGUGUCUAGUUUGUAUAUAAUUGUAAUUGUAAUUAGAGACUGAAUGAAGUGAGAGGAAAAUGCCUGACAGUUUAAAAAUGUAAACCCCUCUUCAAAUCAACAUUGACCUCAGUUACUUGUAUUGAAAAUUUAGUUGCUGUGUUUGGUUUUUGACAGAAAUGUUUGGACUGUUUGGAACUCUGGGUAAUUUCUAGAUACAUAGUCAUUAAAAUUACAGAAGUUUUCAGUGAAAGCAAUUUGUACCAUGAGCCUGUGCACAUUUUCUGAAACCUCCAUGGAGGGAAGGCAUGAUGAUGUAUAUAUGUGAAGCCUUGUUCUCUCAUACAUCAUCCCCUUCAAACACUGGCUUCUAGUUUGUUCCCUGCAACUACAAUUUUCUUACUUUCACAUGAUUAGUGUAUAGCUGAUUUUAGGAGUUUCUUUGUGUUGUAGACAAUGUAAUGUUAAUAUGUUUGAAACACAUAGCGAAAUGUAUUUGUAAUACUGACCUUGGCAGGCUGUGAUUGGUACGAGUGGGUCAGUGACUGUGAAAACACAGAAUAAUGACUCACUGAGAUUGACUUGUCAGGAGAUUUUAAAGAUCUUGAUGAGAUGCACUCCAAAUAAUGAGGCAAUACUUUGCCUCCCACCUAAAUGUGAGCAGAGGGCUGAUACAUAGCACAUGUUAACCAAUUCUUUCACUACCUAAUGGACAGUCAAACAGCAACCCUGGCACUCAUGCAGUUCAACAUCUCAUUUUGUGACCUGGCCAAUUUCUUUGAAGUUGGUGUUUGAAUUCAGUAUCCUUUCUAGUUGGUUUUACUGACCACUUUGCAUUUUACUCAAAGCAGUUUGUGAUUGAAGGCAGAUAUUAUAGCUCUUUGCGGUGGACUGACAAACUUUCUUUUUAAGUGUAAUUUUGAAAUUAUUUGUAAGGCAGGAGUAUGUUUUUCAUUUGCUUUCCAUUGUCACUGAGAAAGCUGUUCUAGUUGAGUGAAUUGGCAUUGUUUGGCAGGCUACAGGAGGUUCAAAGGACAGCAGUUGCUCACUGCUAAUAAUCGUAAUCUUUAAAUAGUUGUUAAUCAACCUCACUUUGUUUGUUGCUAAGGUUACUGGACUAUCCCAUUGGGCUGUGACACUGAUACUCUUUAAGAUAACAAUUCAGACAAUUUGACCAAGCAAAAUCACAGUGAGACAUUAGUUCUGCAAAUCAUCUGUAUUUCCAGGCAUGACCAUGAUGAGGUGUGUAGAGCUUGUUGAUUUUCCCCAACAAUUGUGAAACAACCACAUCCAUGACUGAAAUAAAACAGAGAAUCACAAAUGCUGAAUAUCUGAAACAAGAACAGAAAUUGCUGGCAAAACUCAGUCUGGCAGUAUCUGUGGAGAGAAGAAUAGUUAACAUUUUGAGUUCAGUGACUCUUCUUCAGCAUAGGCUGGGGCCUACCCUGGGCUUGUGUUGGUUAGUACCUCACUCCACAUUGACCCUCCAAGACCUGACAGAGACACUGGAAGACUAGUUUACACUGAAUAAUCCCUGUUAAUUGUUUCCAGGUUAUCAUAUGUAUUUUUGUACUCCUGUAUGUUUCAAGUAUGAUGAAAAAUAUAAAUAAACAGAUCCUGAGUCUA
This is a messenger RNA of Chiloscyllium plagiosum (whitespotted bambooshark), 2565 nucleotides long. RefSeq names its product RNA guanine-N7 methyltransferase-activating subunit-like protein. Gene Ontology annotation, biological process: RNA 5'-cap (guanine-N7)-methylation. Gene Ontology annotation, cellular component: mRNA capping enzyme complex. The record is from RefSeq and is a predicted model, not a curated record. Lineage: Eukaryota; Metazoa; Chordata; Chondrichthyes; Orectolobiformes; Hemiscylliidae. Gene Ontology annotation, molecular function: RNA binding.